AUGGCGAGCUUAAAGGCUGACGACAGUAAACCUACCGCGACCCCCGCGACUUCUAACGAUAUACCUCAUCCCAAGCCGCAGUCCCAACCAAACUCACCAUCGCAGUCGAGGGCGUCGGAACCUAAUGCAAAGGAAUAUUAUGGCUAUCUUUUUAAUGGAAAAUUACCGACCCCUAUCCUCGAUGCGCUACUCCGCGCCAUUGGAGAAUAUAUUUCUGCCAAUAUUGGCGAUACUAAUGGUCAUGAACUAACCCCGACAAAAUUAGCCGCCUUUUAUCGUGCUGUCGGUGGUGACUAUGACCAGCUCUUUCUACAAUGCCCUUAUAAAUCUAUAUCUUACAUUUGGCAAGCUCUGGGCGUUCAGCAUACUUUGCAACCGGCCGAGAAUCCCUUCGAAGCACCCAAUGUUCCGGCCUUAACAUUGAAUGGGUUUGUACGAUGGGAGACGAUCCAGCUUCUCUUAGAACCCCAAGAACACGUACCAUUCAUGCAAUUCGCUGUGCGCAAUUGGGCCCUAGUACACCCCGACACCGGAAAACCCUUUCCAAUUGAUCUACCAGCAGAGGCCUUUCCAGCCGAAUGCGAUCCCGAGACAGAUGCCUGGCAUAAGGAAUGCGCGCGAAAGCUACGGGAAGACGCUACUCCUAAAGAUGAACACCCACCUAAACGACGUGACUCUGAACCUCGGAUCCAUACCACCUUCACGCAUGUGCGAAACCCUCAAAGCAAUACCACCACGCCUCGCCAAAGACCGGAAAUGGAUUAUUUUCAACGGGAACGGCCUGUUGCGUAUGCCCAUGUGUCGAGAAGUAAUUACGCCGACCCCUAUUUUUCCAGGAACGCACCACCAAGGCAGCGACGGAAGAGCAGCAGCCACAGCCACAGCGGCAGCAGUUCUCUUGGUGGUAGAAGUAGUAGUUCGCCGGAUCGGCCGCCUCGACCGCCUCGACGACCAAGCUUUUCAGAGGUUCGCCGUUCCGAGAUGGAUGAUCCCCGUCCUUCGAGCCAUCUUGAUCCUCGCCGUCCGCAUAUUCCACAUCGCCAUAGCCAAUCAAAACCCUAUUCCGCCUCGCCAUCGGAUUCCGACUCGGAUGUAUCGCCUCGACGUACUAGCUCCAAGUCGCGAGCACAUGGUCCUAUACCGGCUCCCCCUAUCAUACGCCGUAUGCCAGUUGUGACUCCUAUAACACCACCUAUUCCUAUUCGUUCCCACCGUAGCGAAAUACGGCCGGAUGUACGGUCGGAUGAUGUUCGCAGAAGAAGCUUGCCAUCGGAAAUAAAACAGAAGUUUACUUCCUUUCUUUCAGGAUCUUCUGAGCGACAACGAAGCAAUUCCCGCGAGAAGCGCCAGCCGCCAAAUGUUGCGCCAACUGUGCGCUUUCGGAGAGAGCAUUCGUCACGACUCAGCCGAAGUGUUUCCGGGGAGUCAUAUCCUAGCGACGAGUCUGAAGCAGGGGUUUCUAAAUAUCCACUACGACGCGACCGCGAGCAUGAACGGGAACGGAUCCGCGAUCGAGUCAUUGAAAAGGAACGCUUGAGGGAGCGUGAACGAGAAGAAGAGUUAGAGAGGAGAAGAAGUCGAGAAAGGGCAUAUCUACGACCAGCAGAGCCCAGAAGAGCGAGCAGCCAUACGGAUCUUGACAGGAGAAAUAGAGACUACACCUGGGAUCGCAGGGAUAGGGAUCGAGAUUCCGAUUUUGAUUGGGAUGGGAGAAGAGUUGUCACAGCUGACGAAAGGGAUUCGCGAGACCGAAGACGGUAUAAAGAUCGCAGGGAGAGUCCUAUAUUAACGGGUGUUGGUGGUAGGCGGUAUCCUGGAGAACCGGGUUGGAAAUAG
Molecule: messenger RNA, 1836 nt
Organism: Daldinia childiae
Lineage: Eukaryota; Fungi; Ascomycota; Sordariomycetes; Xylariales; Hypoxylaceae
Exons: 2
Coding region: 1-1836 (611 amino acids)
Source: RefSeq, a predicted model, not a curated record